AUGGCUGACACUGGACGUCAAUCUAUGACCGACAAGGCUGCUGCUUCUGUGAAGCCCGACUCUCAGAAGUCGAUGACCGAGAAAGCUGGCGAGCAGGUCAAAGGAGUGUCUGAUUCUAUCGCCUCUACUUUGCAACCGCAGAGCGAUAAAUCUGCCACCCAGAAGGCCGGCGACACGCUGAGCGGAAACUCCAACGAAGGCCAAGAAUCUUUGACGGACAAGGCCAAGCAAACCAUGGGCAUGGGGGAUGCGGAAAGGAAGUAG
This is a messenger RNA of Suillus clintonianus, 264 nucleotides long. RefSeq names its product heat shock protein 9/12-domain-containing protein. Lineage: Eukaryota; Fungi; Basidiomycota; Agaricomycetes; Boletales; Suillaceae. The coding region runs from base 1 to 264 and encodes 87 amino acids. The transcript is spliced from 4 exons. The record is from RefSeq and is a predicted model, not a curated record.